ACACUACUCCACACCCUUCUUUUUUUUUCUUCCGUCUGUCUCCAUUUGAUAUGAUAUAUAUAUUACAACAACAAUUAUUCAUAGUAUAGAAAAAAUAUCCGAAAAAAUGGGAAGAGGAAGAGUCCAGUUGAAGCGAAUAGAGAACAAAAUUAACCGUCAAGUUACCUUCUCGAAACGUCGAUCUGGUUUGCUGAAGAAAGCCCAUGAGAUCUCUGUGCUUUGUGAUGCUGAGGUUGGUUUGAUUGUUUUUUCUACUAAAGGAAAACUCUUUGAAUAUGCCAACGAUUCCUGCAUGGAGAGGAUACUUGAAAGAUAUGAAAGAUACUCAUUUGCUGAGAAACAGCUUGUUCCUACUGAUCAUACCUCCCCGGUAAGCUGGACCCUUGAACAUGCAAAACUUAAGGCCAGACUUGAGGUUCUGCAGAGGAACCAAAAGCAUUAUGUGGGAGAAGAUUUGGAGUCCUUAAGUAUGAAGGAACUUCAGAAUCUGGAGCACCAGCUUGAUUCAGCUCUUAAACACAUUCGAUCAAGAAAGAAUCAAUUGAUGCAUGAGUCCAUUUCUGUGCUUCAAAAAAAGGACAGAGCAUUGCAGGAGCAAAACAACCAGCUUUCGAAGAAGGUGAAGGAGAGGGAGAAAGAGGUGGCACAGCAAAAUCAGUGGGAAAUCAACUCAUCUUCAUUUGUUUUGCCACAACAACUGGACUCUCCUCACCUUGGGGAAGCAUACCAGAGUACUAAUGUAAUAGAUAAUGGGGAAGUGGAAGGAGGUAGUUCUUCACAGCAGCAAGGUGCAGCUAAUAAUACUGUGAUGCCACAAUGGAUGCUUCGUCAUCUUAAUAAUUAAAAGGUAUCAUUAAUACUUCAAUAUAAUUAACUAGGUAUAUAAUUUUGAUGCCACAAUAUAUUAAUUAAAAGGUAUCAUUAAUACUUCAAUAUAAUUAACUAGGUAUAUAAUUUUGAUGCCACAAUAUAUUGUCUAUGUGUACUUGCUUUCAAAGACAUGCCACAAUAUAGAUGGAUUGUUGUAAAAACAUUAUAAUAUAUGUUAAAAAUAAAUUUUGAUGUAUGA
Molecule: messenger RNA, 1069 nt
Organism: Solanum lycopersicum (tomato)
Lineage: Eukaryota; Viridiplantae; Streptophyta; Magnoliopsida; Solanales; Solanaceae
Gene: FUL1
Product: agamous-like MADS-box protein AGL8 homolog
Biological process (GO): positive regulation of transcription by RNA polymerase II
Cellular component (GO): nucleus
Molecular function (GO): RNA polymerase II cis-regulatory region sequence-specific DNA binding; protein dimerization activity; DNA-binding transcription factor activity, RNA polymerase II-specific
Source: RefSeq, marked validated